This is a messenger RNA of Alternaria viburni, 1065 nucleotides long. RefSeq lists its product as uncharacterized. Lineage: Eukaryota; Fungi; Ascomycota; Dothideomycetes; Pleosporales; Pleosporaceae. The record is from RefSeq and is a predicted model, not a curated record. The coding region runs from base 1 to 1065 and encodes 354 amino acids. The transcript has 3 exons.
AUGUCCACCCCCAGCAAUGACAAAGACCGUCUCCAAGACUCGUCACAGCAGCUAGACUACGUUCACGGUAGCUCGCACAAGGUUCUCAACUUCCAAAAUGCCAAUUCACGGCGCUAUGCCGUCAACAACGAAGAUGGACACGCAAGCGGGACGGAAUGGGAGUGGUGGAGUCGCGAGAAUCGAAAGGGCCGGCACAUACUUCUCCUCAGUCACGGUCAAGCACCCUCGCGCACCGCACGUACUACGCGCCUUCUUCGAGCGCUUGUGCGCAUGAUCACAGUCGUAGCCUGGUGGGACGUUUCGUGGUGGGUUGGCGUCGUCUUUACUGUCGGCUCGAUAUGCUCGAUCACGUCUGGCGUCCUUCAAUGGCUUCCAGUCGCAUAUCCAGAUACGCGAUUCGCCGCCGACCCGAGCACCAUCAGCGGCGCGAUAUCCUUCUUCCGUGGAAUGUUGUUUCUGCUGGGUGGCAUGCUCCUUGUAGUCCAAGCGGUGAACGCCAACCAGAGCGACUGCUUUGGCUGGGCGCUCAAGGAAAGCUUGAACUCCGACAACGAGAACAUCGAACUCGCGUCUUCGGACGAAGAGAAAGCGACCGAGAACCCCUCCGGCUUCCAACCCGACCGUCGAAACUGCACGCAUAUCCACAACCCCGACCGCAUGAAGCAUCGAAUAUUGCACACGAAGACGUUCAAGGUUGAGGCACGUCCCCAGUCAGGGCCUGAGCAAGCCUGGAAAUGGUGGCCCACGUGGCAGGAUGUUCGCGUUCACUAUCGUCGAGAGAUCGGUUUUAACGCAAAUCUCAUCCUCUUCAUCGGUACAGCCAUCUACUGGGUCACGAAUCUCCUCACCUUACCAGGUGUAUACAAGAACCUCCCGCAAGGUGUGCUCUAUGGGCUAUACUAUCCUUCUUUCCUGCUUGGGGCUAUCUGCUUCCUGGUCGCUUCGAUACUAUACCUGUUUGAAGUGCAGCGCCAGUGGUGGAAGCCCGCGCCGCGCAUGGUCGGGUGGUGGGUUGGAAUGACAAAUCUGAUAGUAUUCCAAGACAAACCCAAGAGGUAUACGUAG